This is a messenger RNA of Pocillopora meandrina, 428 nucleotides long. The record is from the annotation of a GenBank genome assembly. Lineage: Eukaryota; Metazoa; Cnidaria; Anthozoa; Scleractinia; Pocilloporidae.
AUGUAUUUAAAAUGUGUGCAAGAACACAAAGGAUGUCUGUUGUUGGUUUGCUCUGACUAUGGAACUGAAAAUGGCAUUAUCGCUGGGAUGCAGUGCUUCCUUCAUUCUGACAAUGCACCAUUUUUUGGGGAGCUUGCUCACAGGUAUGGAAGUCCCACUAGAAAUCAGAGAGUGGAAAACUAGCAGUCUCAUUUCAGGAAGUCAAUGGCAAGUUGGUGGAUCAACCUUUUUUUAAAGAUUUGGUUGACAGUGGAAAAGUGGAUCUUGAAAAAGAAAUACAUAAUAAAUGUCUAUGGUUUUGUUUCAGUGGUGUCCUGGAAAGUGCUUUAAAUGACAUGAGGAAAUACUGGAAUACACACUAUAUAAGGCAGUCAUGCCACAAAACAGUUGCAGGAGUUCCUGAUACUUUGUACUUCUUGCCAGAAAAC